AUGUUUUCCAUAUUUGUUCAGCCUCCUUGAUUCAAAUACCAGGAACAACUCAGCCAGCACAAAGCAAAGCUUUGGGGGGCAAAAACCCUCACACCCCCAUCAGUGUGCGCACACACACACGCACGUGAAAACCUAAAGUUCAUCGGCAUGGGAAAGAAGGAGAAGAAACCCCAGCACAGCACGUCCCCGAAGGCACCUGAAGGGGAGAAAGGCACUGACUCGAACAAGACGCAGGAGUCUGAGAUGAAGAAGAAGAAGAAGCAGAAGAAAACAAAGGGGGAUCCCAAAGCUGGCCAGGAGGAGGAAUCCCAUACUUGUUGUGGCUGCCGUUUCCCUCUGCUGUUUGCUUUGUUGCAGCUGGCAUUAGGCGUCUCUGUAACAGUGCUGGGCUUCCUUAUGGCAGGCAUCAGUUCUUCUCUGCUAGUCAGAGACACUCCAUAUUGGGCUGGGAUAAUUGUCUGCGUGGUGUCCUUAGUGGGAUUUGUUAUGCUUUGCAUUUCAUACCAACCUGAUGAGAAGACAUGUGUGCAGUUCACAGUAAAGUUGAUGUAUUUUCUCCUGAGCGCCCUGGGUCUGGUUGCCUGUGUUUUGGCAGUGGCUUUUGCUGCACACCAUUAUUUGCAGAUGACAAAAUUUACCUGCAACACCAUCUUUGAGUCCUGCCAGUGCAAACUGGACACUGCAGACCCCCUUGGUAGAACCUUCAUCUACCAGGAUGCAGCUGACUGUGACAGCCUCACCAGCAUGCUCAACCUGUACCUACUUCUGCAGAUGGCUCUCAAUCUGGUCGCAGCCCUGGUGUGUCUAUCGGCAUGUUUCGUGAUGUGGAAGCACAGAUACCAGGUCUUCUAUGUGGGAGUUCGGUUCUACUCUUUAACUGCUACUGAAGGCCAGAAACAGAAAGUGUAGGUCUGGGCUGGCAGGGGUUAGCCAAGGAAGGGAAAAUGUCAGCAUACUGCCACUAUAGACACCACAGAUGGAUGAGCGUUUACAAGGUUUUUGACAGGGAAAAACACUCACACAGUUUAAUGAAUACAUUUUUCAAUCAUUUUAAGAGCAUUUCAUAUAGCUGCUCUUGCAAAAGGUCUCUUGUGAGAUGAUGUAGAGGUCACAAAGUCCUAAAGAUGCAGCUGUACAAAUACUCACCAAAGAGGAUCUUCAAUAGCCAUAGACAAAAUGAGAGCUUAAAAAAUCAUUGGGAACUCAUCUGCAGGGCUACAGCUGUUAAGAUAAAGGGUCCAUUUCCAUCACUGGUACCUGUCCUUGCCUUCAGAGAAGCUAUACCAAGGAUCUGGUCCAAAGUGCUUAAUUAUAAUUAUGCUGAUCAUGCCUAGGGAAUAUAUUGUCUCUUGGAUGCUUUGGGCAUAACCCACACUAACCUAAUGAGGGCUUAACAUAUGGAAAAUUAAUAAGGGAGGUCAAGACUUUUCAAAUGGAGGCUGAGACCAACAGCAAAGUGAAUAUAAACAACCGCCAUAGAAAAUAUAUGUAAGACUUUUCAGAGUGACUAAUGAUACAGGUUACCAAUUACUAACAAACAACAGUAUGAGUGGGUUCACUAAUGGGGAUUUGGGGAUAUUUUUGAUCCCCAGACAGAUUCCUCCCCACUUUCAGAGAAAAGAACAAUUAAGAAACCUUGAGUUGCACUCCCAAAGUGGAGGACCCUAAAUCACUAGUCACAUUGAAAACGAUGUUGUCGUUGCUCUAAUUGCAAUCCCAGGUCCCAAACCCGGUGUCUAGCCAGUUCCACCAAUUAUACUCCAAGCACAAAAGGCCAAAUGCAUUUUUGGUGUAACUCCUCUGAAGACAAUCAGCCUUAUGAACCAGCAGUGGAGUUGGGCCAAAAGCUCUGAAAGAUAUAUCCCUGCAACAAUGAAUGUUUUUAAAAUGGGGUGGAGGGAGGGAAGCAAGAAGAGACUGCUAGUCUCCCAAAGACAUCAUUUAUAAUGAUGAAGGCAAAAGAAUAGCUUUCUUAAUAAGCAGUAUAGAAUAACAAACCACAUUCAAGCAGUGCUUUUUCACUGUGAAAGUGUGGCUCUAGAAGUGCUUUAUGACUUACUAGCCUUAUAUCAAGACAAGUAUGUUGGUUUGUCCCUUGAACUGACAUUACUACUAGCACAGCACGGACUUCCAAAUGUAGGAGCAAUUCCAAACUGGCAGCAUUUUGCACUGCCUGCUGAUAGAUAUCUGUGCAAGGGCAAGCCAGCUGGUGCUCACACCCUGCCAUAAAUAGGGAUUUCCCUAUCCUGGCCAGAACAUGGGUGUCUCUGAGGUGGGGUGGAGCAAUCACAUGCCUGAAAAGCUGUGCCAUAAUCAUUAGCAAGGAGGAAGCAAAUAAGAUUUCAAGAAGGCUUCAAAGAAGCAAAACUUUUCUGUUUCUGCAGCAAAAAUAGCCACCAGGAAGUCAAAACCCCAGUCUGGCAAAGAGCUAGUUGUCUAAGUAGUUCUAAUAUUACCCAAAAACUCUCUUCCUUAUGGUGGUCACAUAUCAUCCCAGGGCUAGACCUGCAGGAUCAGAAAAUCACAGUGUAGUUGUCUCCCAUGGUCCACCUGCAGCACUGCUCAGAGUAUGUACUCAAGUGUUUGUCAUGGAAUGUGUUUCUAGAGUAGACAUAGUGUCACCAGGGUGCUCCUGCCAAGCUGCAAAGAGAGGAGCUUCAGAAAAUGAAGGAUUUUGAGACCAGCUUCCAAACAGCCUUUUUUAUGCACCUAAAAAUAGCAGUCACUAGUAAGCUUGACUGUGGGGCACAUUUGCUUGCGUACGUGUCACCACACACCCGAAGUCCUAAGCCUGGCUCCCAGGCAUGCCUGGAGCAAGCUGAGAUAGCAGUGGAAGGUACAGGAAGGCUGGCGAUGUAAGACCCUUCUGUCAGCAUUGGCGGGGCCAUCUGUGUGGUGCCAGGAACCAGCCUGUCUCCUCAACUCUGUUGGAGUGUGCUUGCAAGCAGCACUUGUGGACCUAUACUGCGGCCAGCCUUCUAUAUGAGAUGGAUGCACAGGGGUGCCUCUUCACCUGCUGCUUGUACUCAGAUGUCCCCUCAUUCCUCACACGACUCCAGCUGUGAUGUCUGUGGAAGUGCAGGGCAGAGGAUACAACUUCCUCCUACCUACCCGACCUUUGCUGUGCCUGCUUUUCCCUCCAGUCAAAACCGUGGUCUCUGCUCUCUGCAAAGAAGAUAACAAGAAGCAGGAAAGGGAUUGAGAGGAGGCUGAAUGACAGCUGAGCUUUAGUGCUUCCUCCUACCCUUGCCACCAGGCGCUGCUCCCUGAUGGCUGGUGAAGCAAGAGGAAGGCUCUGCUGGCAGAGCAGGGCAUGUUUUCCACCCUGCCCUUUCCCAAAUAUCCCUGUUCAGAAGGUAACUUGGUGUGCAGGACUAUAGCUUAGGCUGUGCUGUCUGCAGGCUGGCAGCAGCAAGCUGUUGUGAGAAACAGCUGUCCUGGCUGGCCCUGGCCAAGUGGCAUUUCCACCAGAGCAGGCUUUUGUCUCCUUAAUCUUUUGACCUCCAUCUCACUCACAUGUUUUCAUUCCCUGUCUCCCAACACUUCCAAGGUGCUGGGCUUCCAGAGGCCAGCCCUAUUAGAUGGGGCUGCGCUUGCAUUGCCUGGCCUCUGCCUACCCACUCCUGGGAUUAAAUUUGCUGAGACUCCUCUAGAGCGUGAAUGACACAGUGGUAAUGAUCUCAGAGUCCUGAAAAUGCCUUCAGUGAAGCAACAGGGAAGAGACAGGAGAUCUGGAUAAGAGACCCUGCUCCACUGAACAAGAUGGGCACCUUCAUAUAGGCAAACCCUCCACUUCCAGGGGCUGCUGUUACUGACUUCGGUUCACUGCGUGCUGCAGCUUAAACCUUUGCUUUGGAAGAAAGCAAUAUUCAUCAUGUAUUCUGUUGGUGCUUUGCUGUUUAAUGAAUAAAUAUGGGGCAUUUUGAUCUAGCAAAGACUAACUUCAGUAUUUCCUCCUUAUAUAUUUCAAGAGCAUAAAAUGCAAAGAGAAGACAUGGGGAAAUGGAUACGGUAGCGUUCUGAAACGUUUUCCCCCUGGGUUAUGGUUUUACACAUAUUUUGCUUGGAUGAAGAUCUUUGGAAAGUACUAAUUAAAGGUUUUUCACCAACCACAGUAUAUUCAGACAGCUCCCAGCCUUUUCCCCAUGUCAGAGUCCACAUAGACUGCACCAAGAGAAAGACUGGGACUAAAAGGCUUGGAAAGACCAGAGGUAUUGAAUAAAAAACCCUUUAUUUUUUGGAAAUUUAUUCUUUGGGUGAAUUCCACAGAAAGAAGUAGGAUUAAACCACUACAGACACAGAAUUUGUGAAGGGUUUGAUGUAAUUUACUCUCACAAACCCAGGUGUGAUUCUCAUUUGCACCCUGACCACUUUACACUGUUUUCCCAGUGUAAAGGGGUUGUAAAGACAGCAUCAAUCAUUUUUACACCUACUUUAUGGCCAUUUUACACAGGUAAAGGGGCCCUUUGUGUAAAUGAGAACUCAAGCCCUAGAGAAUUUAAUAGAGAAGAGAUCCUAUCUAUAGACUGCACUAGACCCUCUAAUAGGGUCUAUUACUGGGAUAUAACUCUACUGAAUUUUAUAGCGUGACUUAAAGAUCGUCAGUCUUGAUUAAAUUCAGCUCUGCAGAACUUUUCCAAAGGUGACAUGCACGCUCCUCCACCCCAAACACAUGCAGACAGUGAUGGUGUCACAUGAAUAACUGCUUGCUUUUUGAAAGGAGAAACAGCAGCUACCGCUUUCCUCUGGCUCUGACACAUUCUGAUGUUGUGCUAUGCAAAUACUGGAGUGACAAUAAUGGCAACGAAAAGGGAACCGAGACACGGCACCUUACACGCAGCCAAAAUGUCACAUUCUCCACCCCACCAAGGUGGCAGCCACUCCUGAUUAAGGGGCUGCAUGCUGUACCCCUCUCCAUCCCCUGCUGCCGCUGGACAGACGGUGCUGAUGGGUGAUGGUGAAGCACCGAUGGUCCUGACCCUGUGCUGGGGCAGCCACCAUCCCACUCCUCCCACCACCACCUUCAUGUGAUGGCCAUCUGCACCUCAUCAGCCCUCUGUGGGCACCACUUGGAGCUUUGCCUAAAGAGCAGCAUUGCGCAAGAGCACUGGGAAUCGCAAUCAACUCAGAGGGCUUGUUUUUACUCUCUUUCCUUUCUUUCCUUCACGCUGCCAGCCAGUGCAAUAUUUGCUUUAGGAGCCUUUCGAAACAGAAAGCACGCUGCUGGCGUGUGAGAGGAGCCAUGGUUCAGGUCCUCUAUAUUUAGAUGGCAUACGUCCUCUUGAAAUCUUCAUAGUCCCUUGCACCUCACCCACCCACCCGCGUACUCCUGCUUGCGUCUGGAAAAUGCUUUUCGGUCUUAGCAAAGGGUGUUGGCUUAGGGGGAUUCGAGGGACGUGCAGAGGAACAACAGCAGCUCAGUCCUGAGUGCGAAGCGCAAAGCCUCCUUAAGGCACAGGGCGGCAGGGCAGGCGGUGGGGACUCACCAUGCUCAGGCAGAUGAAGUCGGGGUUCUCUCCUGUUGUAACAUAAAUCCCAAGGCAGGGACAGCUUUUCCUGAGACAUACGGAAGGUCUCUGCCAUGUCACAUAAGGCAGCUCUGCACCCUCAGCUGAAAAUGCCUUCCUGAGCUCAGUUUUUGGUGGUCACACACGGUCCACAGCAUCUGUAGCAAGAAGAUGGAUUUUGAUGCUAAUUCAUGUCAGGUCUCUGUAGGUCCCACUCCCUGGAAUUUCUGCUUUCUGCUCUGCUUCUGCCUUCUGUAAUCACUCAUCAGUAACAUUCGUCCUCCCCUAAAUUUGCUCUGUAGUCAAGUAUUAUAAGCAAAGAUUGUGUCUACAAAGUUGGGGUACUUUUGGGUUUGGUACCCAAAAAAUCUUUUGGGUUGGGUAACUGAUUUCUA
Melopsittacus undulatus (budgerigar) is the source of this 5902-nucleotide messenger RNA. It is a transcript of the gene SSPN, whose product is annotated as sarcospan. Gene Ontology annotation, cellular component: dystrophin-associated glycoprotein complex; sarcolemma. The record is from RefSeq and is a predicted model, not a curated record. The transcript is spliced from 3 exons. NCBI's taxonomy places the organism in Eukaryota, Metazoa, Chordata, Aves, Psittaciformes, Psittaculidae.